Rotaria sordida is the source of this 285-nucleotide messenger RNA. The record is from the annotation of a GenBank genome assembly. NCBI's taxonomy places the organism in Eukaryota, Metazoa, Rotifera, Eurotatoria, Philodinida, Philodinidae.
AUGAUCCCGAAUCUCAAAAUUGCAUAUCUAUUAUUGUUGAUUGUUCUUAUUGAUGUCGGUCAAGCAGCUUUUAGUAAAGUGCCACCACCACCAAGACGUCCAGAUCAUCUUCUUUCACGAGAGGAUUUGAAACAAUACUUACAAAAAGUUCAUGAAUAUCAUUCAAUUCUUGGUCGAUGGCGUCUUCGACGUGAACUUGAUAAACUUUCAUCUUUGCAUACUUUCAAUGAUGAUGCAAUGAAAUAUUUUGACGACAAUUAUGAUUAUAUUAAAACAAAUAUAUAG